AUGAGCGGCCUAUACCAAAUCCCGGACCUUCGGCAUGACCUGCACCAGAGCAUCCAGAGCAUCCAGCUCGACGCAUCAUGGGCAAACGACUCUCCCUACCCGCCCGUGCGGACUCCCGGCCCUCGCAUGAGCCAUGCAAGUGCCCCAAGCUGGACCUCGGCAUCAUUCAUGAAGCCCUCCCAUGCCGGUCCUUCACAGGUUCCGCUUUCGAGAUCAUUGCCCCAUCCCAUAUCAGCAGCAGGCACCUCCAUGGGUAUGUCAGCAGAAGGAUCUCAGUGGCGGGUCUCGGACGCAGACACAGAACCUCCCGCCGAGCUUGGAGCGUGGGCUACCACUGAACCCAGCAUUGAGGCCAUGACUGUUGAGCCGGUGUCCGAGCGGGACUUGGAGAGUGCAGUGUUCACGCAGCAGAACCAGCACGGGAGGACGAAGGGUGUUGUUGGCAGUUUCAUGAAUGGGAUCAGGAGCCUCCCGCGAACUCUCACGAAAAACCCACUACGCUCAACGAAGAAAUUGCCAGACGAAAUGUUCAGAGCCUCAGAAUCCGUCGAUCCGCUGCCGCGCUAUGACGAUCCCGGGCAGCCCAUGGCAGGCCCAUCCAAUGUGCAAUACGUACAAGCCAUGGAGAUGCCCAGCGAGCAUCCCGUUUCCGCCGAAAUGGCGUAUCCGCAGGAGGAGCAAUCCGCCGACAUCGCCCUUGAGGACCCGCACUCUACGCACCUUGACAACAUGGAUCCGCCACGUGCGCCCGCUCUCAUGCCGAUGGUACGCACGCCUGUAGACGUCAUUCCAGAGCACGCAUCGGACUACAAGAUGAUGGAUCCCCCGCUUGACUAUCGCCCGCCAGGCCACGACUCGCUCCUCAGCGUCUUCGCGAAUAUUAUUGAUUUUCUCAUCGCGCUUAGGGACCUCCCAUGGACGUCCUCGCCUGUCACAGUCGAGUAUUUCCCCGAGGACUCGGUUCGUGCGUUCAAACCGGAGAAGAAGGUCGGCUCGUGGUACACGAUGCCGAAACGCCAGGACAUCGACCUCAUCUCGACGCCAUUGAGCGCAAAACCCGAGAUCUCGCACGGCGAGGUUCAGCUUGUCCGCUCGGCCACUCCUGGCAUGCAGUCUCUGCGUACUUCGCACGGCGGGAGUAUCUGCGAGUCCUUAUACCAGAGGUACAGCAGCGGCAGCGUGAUCCGGGACGGGCUGCCGUCCCCUGUAUCGUCUGGGCGAAACUCGAGGCAGGUGUAUGUCAACAAGGGAAAGCAGCCGAUGUACCCACUCUCUCCAAGUUCGUUGGGUGGGUCUGCGCAGCUCGCACCUGGCUUCGGCCGUCCUGUCGACUCGGAGACGGGGGAGCCGAUCCCCGUGAUGAUGGUCGUAGGGAAUCACCCGGUGAUCAUCCAGUCGCCAUCUCGAGUAUCGCAUGCGCCUACACAUAUACGAUUUUCUGCGUUAUCGAAGUCGGCAUCGAAUAUUGCGGAUACGAGCAUGUCUCGAUGA
Molecule: messenger RNA, 1491 nt
Organism: Laetiporus sulphureus 93-53
Lineage: Eukaryota; Fungi; Basidiomycota; Agaricomycetes; Polyporales; Laetiporaceae
Exons: 1
Coding region: 1-1491 (496 amino acids)
Source: RefSeq, a predicted model, not a curated record